Patella vulgata (common limpet) is the source of this 2023-nucleotide messenger RNA. Its product is annotated as paired box protein Pax-2-A. Lineage: Eukaryota; Metazoa; Mollusca; Gastropoda; Patellidae. The coding region runs from base 254 to 1501 and encodes 415 amino acids. Gene Ontology annotation, molecular function: DNA-binding transcription factor activity, RNA polymerase II-specific; RNA polymerase II cis-regulatory region sequence-specific DNA binding. The transcript has 4 exons. Gene Ontology annotation, biological process: anatomical structure development; regulation of transcription by RNA polymerase II. The record is from RefSeq and is a predicted model, not a curated record.
CGUAGUUGAAAACUACUGCUCGGCAAAGUAUAAAUAUUUAUUAUGCCUUGCUGAUAUCAUAAUAUGGUUCCAGCACGUUUGUGUUGAAUGGGAUUAAGUCGGAGUUACUCAUUAGGUCUUACUUCGGCAUUUAACAAACUUGAGGGCGCAUAUUUUAAAACAAGUAUCCUAUUUUAGUCGAGUGCGAAAUCGUCAUUUAAUAUGGCCGUAACUUUCGACUAGCUGAAAUCAAAUCAUUGUUAGUUUUAGCAGGAUGAAAAUGACCUACGAGGGUCAUCAAUAUCCCAGGCUUGCCAUCAUGAAUAUAUUUGUCCGUUCUUUGGAGGUUUUAUUACAUAAUUUGUUUCAAUUUUAUUUUACAGAAAUAUUGAUCUAUAUUACUAGUCCUGAUAUGAAGAUGCCGCAUACAGGUCAGACUGGCGUCAACCAGCUAGGUGGUGUGUUUGUCAAUGGUAGACCACUUCCAGAUCAGGUUCGCAGACGUAUCGUGGAACUUGCGCAGAUGGGAGUCAGACCAUGUGAUAUUUCCCGCCAAUUAUUGGUAUCUCAUGGCUGUGUCAGUAAAAUCCUUACCAGGUUCUACGAAACGGGUUCCAUUAAACCAGGUUCUAUAGGUGGCAGCAAACCUAAGCAAGUUGCCACACCUUUAGUUGUAAGGAAAAUUCUAGAAUUGAAGCAGCAGAAUCCGUCCAUCUUUGCUUGGGAAAUUCGUGAUCAACUUUUGGCACAAACAAUCUGUGAUGAGAACACCAUUCCGAGUGUUAGUUCUAUCAAUAGAAUAUUGCGUAAUGCUAGUAUGUGUACGGAAUUUCCAAUGGAUGCUGAGAUUCUGACUUCACGUUAUGGUCCGGCAGGCCCAGCACGCCCUGCAUUAACAUUUAUGCCAAGUAGUCGAUAUCCAACACCGUGGUACCCGUUACCAAUACCAGGUCUAUCGUAUCCCAGACUAGUCCAACCACUUGUUGCCGAUCUGGAAACCAGUAAGCGAUUAGGAUUGGACACCUCAUCCGGUGAUCCCACAAUAUUGGGCAGCUCAAGUCUGCCCAGCGAUAAGCCCCGAUCAGCAAGAACUUUAGAAAGAAGUGAAGGGUCUGCGUUUAAAAAAAGGAAAAGUGACGUUGCAGACACGUCAAGUGACAACCAGACGACACCCAACAAAAAGAUCCGAGUUCAGAAAGAAGAUGGUGACAAGGAAGGGGAGAUAAUUUUACCGACCCCCCAAGAAGAAGAAAUCAAAAUGGCGGACAAGUGUUUUAAGCCGCCAACCACGAGUUUUUCAAAAGACAAUAAAACAUUUUAUAUGGGACUUAAUUCAAGUCUGGGUUCCCCUGUUGGAGUGUUCUCGCGUGAUUCUAUAUGUGUUCCUAGAGUAAUGCCAUAUCCAAUUGUAAGCAGCAGUCUAACUCUAGGACAAAUCCCACAUGGCCAUUCCGUCAAUCCUUUCUACCCAUUCCAUAUAAGUUCUUUCCGAAAUGGCGUUGGACAUGUUGCUCCUACAUGAACAUUAUUGUAAAGGUUCACCAGAUCUAGCGGUAAAAAAUCCCCAGUUUCUACUGUCUACGUUACCAAAUAAAGAAGACAAUUAUCUACUGGAGAGAAUAGCUUCAUGGUUAAGCUAAGGCCAGGAUCGGUGUAGACCUACAUAAUAGACCUAGGCCUAAUUGUUACUUAAGUGCAAUAUCACAUGACGUGAAAAUAUUUCAGAUGUAAAAUCGCUUAUAACUAAUUUCAUGGAGGAAUUAAAUACGUGAACACAUCUCUGUAUAGCCUAUGUGGAAGAGAUUCUGAGAUUCUUUUUGGCUAAACAGCAUGCUACUAACGUGUUCUUCCAGGGGUUUGUGAACAUUUUACAGAGUCGACAAACAUCUAGGAUUAACUGUAGAAAGAGAAAUGUCAUGCAUUUUUCUACGUUCGCGGCCGCGUGAAUUCCAGAAUAACCCUUACCCCGCAAUUCGUUAUUGAUAGGGCUACCAUUUCUGGAAAUCCAUGGCUAUCACCGUGUUCAUGUGCUGCUGACCAUAUU